Messenger RNA from Gasterosteus aculeatus aculeatus (three-spined stickleback), 2373 nucleotides. It is a transcript of the gene gpr146, whose product is annotated as G protein-coupled receptor 146. Gene Ontology annotation, cellular component: membrane. The record is from RefSeq and is a predicted model, not a curated record. Lineage: Eukaryota; Metazoa; Chordata; Actinopteri; Perciformes; Gasterosteidae. Gene Ontology annotation, molecular function: G protein-coupled receptor activity. Gene Ontology annotation, biological process: G protein-coupled receptor signaling pathway.
AAGCCGGGCGACGGACGGCCCCUUUUCCGCAGAACGAGCUUUCGAGAUGAAGUCGGUGAAGCUUCUUCUGUGAGGAGCCGAAGCGGGGUGUUUUUUUGGGGGGGCCCGGGCGAAAUGAAAGGACGGAGAAAUGCUCACGUUUACGUCGGGACCCGAUGCCGCCGCGCGCAACUUUACCGUUCUGUGGACCCGCUGUCGGCUCUGACCUGUGACGGGGCCCAGCGAUGUGGCUCUGCGCCGCGUACAAUGAGACCGACUCCAGCGUGGACUUCCGCCUCUGCCAGGACUUCGGCCUCAUCCUGUCCGUCUUCUCCCUCGUCUACCUCCUGGUGUGCUUCCCGUUGGGGCUCUGCUACAACGUGCUGCUGGUCGUGGUCAACCUCUCCAACAAGGUGUCCAUGACCAUGCCGGAUGUUUAUUUCGUCAACAUGGCCAUCGCGGGCCUGGUGCUCAACCUGGUGGCGCCCGCCGAGCUGCUGAGCUCCACCUUCACCCGCUGGCACGCGUGGGAGUACAACAACGAGGUGUACAUCACCAUGCUCAUCCUCUUCAACAUCUCCUCCCUGGUCAUCAUGUACUCCACCACGCUGCUCAGUCUGGACUACUACAUCGAGCGGGCGCUGCCGCGCACCUACAUGUCCAGCGUGUACAACACCAAACACGUCUGCGGCUUCAUCUGGGGCGGCGCGGUGCUCACCAGCUUCUCCUCGCUGCUCUUCUACGUGUGCAACCACAUCUCCACCAAGAUGGUGGAGUGCUCCAAGAUGCAGAACAAGGAGGCGGCGGACGCCAUCAUGAUGUUCAUCGGCUACGUGGUUCCGGCCGCGGCCGUCCUCUACGCCUUUGUGCUCAUCCUGCGCAUCCGGAAGGAGUCCACGCCUCUGGACCAGGACUCUGCUCGCCUGGACCCCUCCAUCCACCGGCUGCUGCUGGCCUCGGUCUGCGUGCAGUUUGUGCUGUGGACCCCGUACUACGUGACCCUGCUGGUGCACACCGCGGCCGGCGUGCCGGGCUACAUCGGCGGCGCGCAUUACCUGCCCACGUAUUACUUCUUGCGGUGUUUGUCCAAGCUGCUGGCCUUCUCCAGCAGCUUCGCGAUGCCUCUCAUGUACAGGCAGAUGAACAAGAACUUCUCGAGCAAGCUCCAGCGGCUGCUGCGGAGGCUGCACUGCAGGGACCGGUCCUGCCCCCACGAACGCUCGACAGUGCAGCAAGUGGUGACGUGAGACCCCCCCCGCACCGCCUCUAUGAAUUGACAGAUGCACCUCCCACUCCCCCUCCCCACCACCCUCCCCCGGCCAUUAUCAACCUCUUUGGCGUAGCCGGCACUUAUCUGCGGAGCCAGGCCCCCCCGGCUGGGCUCCCUCGCUGCUCUGGACUGUGUCCGGAGCGACGGCGCUGACUGUGGAAUUUCCUGUCACCUUCCGUGACUCUUUGUUUUCGGAUCCAGCCAGAGUUCCGCCAGGGAAAACCACCACAAGUGCCGUUACGCUACAAGACACGUAAACAAGAGGAAAAAGCCGCCUUAGUAAGCGAGCUCGCAUCGCGUGCGUCAACAUUAGAUUUUGAGCUACCAGCGGUGUUCGCUGCCCUCAUGCCAGAGGCCUUGAAACAAACCCGGGUACUGGUAGCAAGAGGUGCCCUCACCUCACUUUUAUGAAUUGAAUGACUAUUAAGCUCCUCUACAAAUGUCCUAGAAUAAAUAAGUAUAUUAAGUACUACAGGAAAUGGACGCACGCAGCUGGUGUUCAGAGGUGAGACGUAACCGGUGUACCUCCUGUGGUCACAUCACCAGCCACCGUUAUGAUGUGUUGAAGAGGCUGACGCGGGGUCAGUGGAGUCCCUCGGUGUCCCGAGAGAGGAGGCGGCAUGUGCAUUCCCCACAUUUUUUGAGCGGUUGGAAGGUUUCAUGCAGUAGAAACAUGAAGCCUCACUGGGCGACCAUCCGAACCUCGCCGGUCAGCAGCACGCUGGAUGCAGAAGUGUAAUUCCGCCCCGACCCAGUGAGCUAAUCCGCACAUUCAACGGGGAGGCGGCUUUGCUUUUUUGCAUGAACCGACUAGUAGCGGUGGACCCCAUAUAUGAAAUGAGAAAUGUAAAGAAAAUGUACUUUUGCAUGAGUGCCGUUGCAUCUCUGCUUUUCUUUUCUUUUUUUCAUAUUUACUUUGUGAAUCUGAGGGCCAGUUAUUUGAUCAUCCUGUGAAUAGAACAUUGUAGUUUUUAAUUCACCCCUUUAGAUCAAUGCUAGCAAAGCUAGAAGUCUUGUGCUUUAAAAUGUGCUUGUGACAUCUUGCCAGAUGUAAUAAUACAGAUGUUAUGCUUUUCAUGCGGAUUUUAAAUUAAGAUUUUAACAAUAAAUCACUUCUACUGUUA